This is a messenger RNA of Bipolaris oryzae ATCC 44560, 1134 nucleotides long. RefSeq lists its product as uncharacterized. Lineage: Eukaryota; Fungi; Ascomycota; Dothideomycetes; Pleosporales; Pleosporaceae. The transcript has a single exon. The coding region runs from base 1 to 1134 and encodes 377 amino acids. The record is from RefSeq and is a predicted model, not a curated record.
AUGCCAUAUGCCAAGAAACGUGAUCAAAAGAACGACCCCUUCUGGGCCCACGGCGGUUGGGGGGCGGUCGAAACAGCUAUUGGAUCAUCUGAUAACAAGGUGUCAAUGAUGGUCAACCCACUCCCUCUUUUCCCGAAGUCGAGCAUUUAUCCGGAUUUUAUGAUCGAGCCAGCAACGGCAGCGGCAGCUAGAGCGUAUACAAUUAUAAAAAGGGAAAUGCAACUGACUGACAACGAAGCAAACCUUGGUACCCCACAAGACACCGGAUUCUCGAUUUUCGUGUGUCUUGCUGUCUCCAGACAUUCCACCGAAAAAGAGCGUUCAGAGCACCUCAAGAUUAUCCUAGAUGGCCUGAGAUGGCGGUUCCAGGGGCAAGAGCGCUUCGUACUGGUACGGCAAGAGAUGGUGAAACAUAGGUUGUGGUCCAUGGAGUGCGUCAUGAGGAGGACCAGUCUUGACACUGCGGGCGGAGAUGUGUUCCUCGCUAUAUCCAGCGCACUUGAACGUUUCGAGUAUGUACAGGACUUGAUUAACAACAAUGAAGGGUCCGAACGAGUUCCAGAAGAUUGUUUGCGAGGUUCAUUCGAAGGCCCAACGUAUUGGCUUGCUACAUUGAUCGCGCGCUGUGGCACGAACAAUAUUCUGAAGGUCGUUGACUGGUUAGAGACAUCACAGUACUUUGGUCCCAUGUCGGAAGAUGGCCCGCUUGACGAUGUUAAAGAUGUGGACUAUGUUGGCUAUGUUGAUGGUGUUGCGGCGCUCUUUGGCUCAUCGGACAUAUCACAAUACUUCGGUUUCAUGUCGCAAGAGGACCCAAUUGACGAUGCUGACGAUAUUGAUGAUAUCAAGACCAAAGGAACGGAUGAGAGCAAAUACAUCAACUGUCCAAAGGGCGAAUUCAGUACGCUGACCAACCAUCGAGUUGGCUUCAUCCUUCCCUAUGGACAGUCCAUCCGCGCUUGGGCAACUUUGACGGCUAAGAGGUACGAGGAUGUCUUGAAUUCUUACACGGACAUGUGCGGUGCUGACUCCUGGGAGAUGGACCCGCGCUUCGCAGCCAUUCUGCAAGAGUUCAGCCAGUCCUUACCUCAUGAGUAUGAGACUGUCCUAGAGACCAGCAGAGAAGACAUGUGA